CACUGCCACCAGCUAUGGCAGGUGAGAACACUCGUCAUCACUGCCACCAGCUAUGGCAGGUGAGAACACUCGUCAUCACUGCCACCAGCUAUGGCAGGUGAGAACACUCGUCAUCACUGCCACCAGCUAUGGCAGGUGAGAACACUCGUCAUCACUGCCACCAGCUAUGGCAGGUGAGAACACUCGUCAUCACUGCCACCAGCUAUGGCAGGUGAGAACACUCGUCAUCACUGCCACCAGCUAUGGCAGGUGAGAACACUCGUCAUCACUGCCACCAGCUAUGGCAGGUGAGAACACUCUCCGGUGGAGGAGAUCACAACCAUGCUGCAGGGAACGUACAUCAACUACUUUCAUUGUCUGAGAAUCGUUGAUCUGCUCAAGGAGACAGAAGCGGGAAGUAAAAACAUGUUUGGGAGAUCGCAGCGCAUGAAGGAUUGGUGUGAGAUUCUCAAACUACAUGAAAAGGAUGGCGUUUAUUUAGCUGAAGUCGCGCAAAUCUUGAUGAGGAAUGUUAAUUAUGAGGUAACUGCACUGAAGAAACAGAUCGUGAAAUGUAAACAGAUUCAGAAGGAUAUGGGCAAUAAGAUAAAAUCAGAGCUGUUAUCGUUAGUGAAACAUCUUCCUGCCGAGUUUGAUAGAAUAACAACAGCUACCAGUGACCUCAAAGAACCAGUCAACUUGUAUGAAAUGUUCAUCGAGUUCACAUUAAAAAAGUGAAGACAUCAGUCCCAAGGCUUAUGAAGUAUUUCACCAUGUCCAUGUUACCCGUUAAUGAGCAGUUUGCCAAGGGAUUACUGCCAGCCUCUGUUUUACAGUUGACAUCAGCUCCUUGACUGACUAGGUACUCAACAACUUUCUGUUCACUUGACAUUGCCGCACAAUGCAGCACCGUCCGCCCCUCGUCAUUCUUGGCGGUGAUAUCUGCCCCCUGGUGGACAAGAGACUGAACUUGAUCCAAGUUGCCAUCUUUGGCCGCUUUGUGUAAAGGAUACUUUUCAGGUUUCUCACCAGGUGGCAUUUCACCACUACUCUGAGACAAGACCACUAAUGAAUAUUCAUAGGUUGGAAGGUCGAGGCCUAUCAAUUAGACGAGUGCAUGUUUUUAACUCUCAAGCACAUAUUUGGAGAGGUAUUGAAAAAAUAUUUGUUGUGGCAAGUCUACAGAUAUAAAGAAAUUAUUUGAUGAAAAAAUUAAUUUCGAAUUUUGCUAAUUUGGUAAUAGGGGGCGUGUUUUGAGAUUUUUCUGCCAGUUGGCUGAAAAGAGUGGAAAUACCAAAGUCUGUCUAAUUUGUCGAUUAUCAAAAAAUUUCCGUGGUCAACUACCAGUUUACUUUUCACCAUUUACUUGCCCGACUGUCCGGAAUAUCAUAUCAAAAUUUCAGAUUCACAACCCCACGCAGUAUUUGAUG
Molecule: messenger RNA, 1409 nt
Organism: Lineus longissimus
Lineage: Eukaryota; Metazoa; Nemertea; Pilidiophora; Heteronemertea; Lineidae
Product: CDK5 regulatory subunit-associated protein 3-like
Exons: 6
Coding region: 322-717 (131 amino acids)
Biological process (GO): regulation of mitotic cell cycle; regulation of cyclin-dependent protein serine/threonine kinase activity
Cellular component (GO): endomembrane system
Source: RefSeq, a predicted model, not a curated record